CUAAAGGCACGACAGCGCAAAUGACGCAUGGAUAUGAUCGUUUGUCGUGUCGUGUUCAGAACAAAGGUAGUAUGAACCAGGGACAGUUUGGAGGCUAAAACUAUUCUUCCUCGAGUUUGAGAGAGAAAUCGAUAUUUUUGAGACAAUAAGUCGGGUUGAAAAUCGGUGAGCACGCCGUGUGUGACGUUUAGAUGCAGUAGCCACCAUUUUAUAUCAUCUUGCGCGCCGAUGGCCACGCGCGUUUAAAGAGAAUAAAUGGGACAAACGGGCGGCAAGCCGGUCACUCAAGUCAGGGUAAAACCUACAAAGAGUGGUGAGGAGCAGGAGGUGCCCGAUGACUUUGACGGGCCGCUGUCGGAGAGGAGCUGCCGGGAUGUCUUCUUCUUACUGCUGUUCCUGGCUUUCUGGGGCGGAAUGGGUUACGUGACGUACUUGGCGCUGGUUGGUGGGAACAUGUUCCGCCUGUUGUACGGGGUGGACAGUUGGGGGAACAUCUGUGGAGUUAAGAAUGACGUCAUCGGGAACGUGUCCCUCUCCGGUCAGGACAUGACGUCUAAACAGUUUCUGUUUUUCUACGACCUGACAGACGUGAGCGCCAUCUUCGCCACGUCUACGGAUACCGUCAGGCUCUGUGUGAAGAGCUGUCCGUCCGAGAACGUGACGAGCCUGGAGGCCAUACAGACCCUGGCGCACAACGGCACCACUGUCCUGUGCCGUUAUAACGUACCCACCACCAGUUACGUCGCUGACGGCGUUACCUGUCCCAUCGUUCCCGUACCACGAGCCUCCCCGUUCCUGAACCGCUGUGUGCCCGACAGCCUGACUAGUGGGGUGGACGGGGUGCUGAGCAGUGUGUCAGAUGCCUUCAGUGCCAACACGUGGAAGACUAUUCUCAAGGAUAUUGAACUUUCAUGGAAAGAUGUCCUCAUCCUUACAGCUAUCGGAUUUGGGUUCUCUCUCGUGAUGACGGCACUGAUGCGGUUUUUCGCGGCCUUCAUCAUCUACCUGACUAUCGUGGUGUUCAUCCUGGGUAGUCUGGGCGGGACCGGGUACCUCUGGUACCGCUGGCACUCCGAGAACACCGCCGAUCCUGUCGGACAGAACGUCCAGACUUUCCUCAUCGCUGCGAUCUGCGCCACGGUUGUCACAGUGCUCGUCCUUCUGCUGCUGCUCAUCAUGCGCAAGAGAAUCGGCCUGGUGGUGCAGCUGUUCCAAGAGGCAGGCAAGGCCGUAGCGCGCAUGCCGCUGUUACUCCUGCAGCCUGUGUGGACCACCAUUGCUACCAUAUUGUUCGGCGCAUAUUGGGUCGUCAUCUUCCUCUACAUCUACACCGCAGGGACCCCUGUUGUCCAGAGUAAUGGAUACGUCACAUUCCAAACUGAUUCCUUGCUGGAGAAACUGGUGUGGUAUCACGUGUUCGGUGGGCUGUGGAUGCUCCAGUUUCUGAUUGGCUGUCAGCACGUGACGAUCGCCGGCGCCGUGGCCACGUGGUUCUUCACCAGGAACAAGAAGAAAAUGCAGUCCCCAAUAAGCAAGUCCAUGGGGCGGUUGAUCAGAUAUCAUCUCGGCUCAGUCGCUUUCGGAGCCAUGAUCAUUGCACUUGUCCAGCUGGCCAGAAUCAUACUAGCUUACAUACAAAACAGACUUAAGGGGCGUGCAGGUGAAGUCGCGGACUUCUGCCUGAGGUGCCUGGCCUGUUGCCUCUGGUGUUUCGAGAAGGUCCUGAAGUUCAUCAACAGGAACGCCUACAUCAUGAUAGCCAUCUACGGGUAUAACUUCUGUAAGUCCGCCCAGCGUGCCUUCUCCGUCCUGGUCUCUAAUGCCCUGCGGGUCGCCGCCCUCAACUCUAUCGGGGACUUCUGUCUCUUCCUGGGGAAGGUUGCCGUGGUCGCCGCGACGGUCGUCGUCGGGAUCGAGCUACUUCAGAACCGUGCAGACCUGACGUACUACCCGGUACCCAUCGUACUGGGUGCCAUCUGUGCCUUUCUCAUUGCCCAUUGCUUCUUCACUGUGUAUGAGAUGGCGAUAGAUACGAUCUUCCUGUGCUUCUGUGAGGAUGAGGAGAGGAACGACGGUGUGACCAAACCGUACUACAGUAGUGUGGGGCUACGGGACUAUCUACAGAAACAGGAGAGGGCCAUCCGCGCCAAACAAAGCAAGAAACAACAAAAACAACAACAGCAACAACAGGGAUACGACAAUGAUGGAUAUGAAUAAAGACACAGGCUGCAUAAAAUUCCAAGAAAGCAAAUCUCCUGAUGUGAUCAUUCUUAUAACAACUACUCUAUUUCACGUUAUUAUAAACUGUUUAAUACUGUUAACAAAACUGCUGUAAAUACAUGCUGUACAUGCAAAUAGUUUUCCGAUUUUUAUGACAUUUUAGUGUGUAUGAACGUGUUCUUUGUGCAAUCAAAUAUUGGCUAUAUGGCUAACAAGUGCGAGAAUAUCUCUGUGUUUCUCGAUAAUGUGCCUAUGCUUAUUAUUCUUGUAUAAACACCGAUGAAGCCUUGACACCAGCGCCAGAGCUGAACAGUAUUUGUGACUACCGCUUUGUUUGUAAAUAGGUCCAGAGAUUUAAUGAAGAUUUGCACUCAAGAAAUAAAAUGCUGGCAUUUUCACAAAUUUCCAUGUAGAAAAUGUUUUAGAAUCACAGAGAUUCCAUGUAUAUAUUAUUAAUAUGUUUUAUGUGACGCGUUUCAGAAAUGUAGCUUCCCAUUACUCGUGUUUACAAUGAGCUAUCCAAUCCGAAUAAACACACGGCAAACAAGUGUCUUGUGAUGUCGUACCUCCGUGA
Messenger RNA from Branchiostoma floridae (Florida lancelet), 2794 nucleotides. Its product is annotated as choline transporter-like protein 1. The record is from RefSeq and is a predicted model, not a curated record. Gene Ontology annotation, molecular function: transmembrane transporter activity. Gene Ontology annotation, biological process: transmembrane transport. Bases 256 to 2217 code for a protein of 653 amino acids. Gene Ontology annotation, cellular component: membrane. NCBI's taxonomy places the organism in Eukaryota, Metazoa, Chordata, Leptocardii, Amphioxiformes, Branchiostomatidae. The transcript is spliced from 18 exons.